This is a messenger RNA of Drosophila elegans, 2995 nucleotides long. RefSeq names its product V-type proton ATPase 116 kDa subunit a1 (gene Vha100-1). The coding region runs from base 121 to 2694 and encodes 857 amino acids. The transcript is spliced from 12 exons. The record is from RefSeq and is a predicted model, not a curated record. Lineage: Eukaryota; Metazoa; Arthropoda; Insecta; Diptera; Drosophilidae. Gene Ontology annotation, molecular function: proton-transporting ATPase activity, rotational mechanism; ATPase binding. Gene Ontology annotation, biological process: proton transmembrane transport; vacuolar acidification. Gene Ontology annotation, cellular component: vacuolar proton-transporting V-type ATPase complex; plasma membrane; vacuolar proton-transporting V-type ATPase, V0 domain.
GAAGAGCCACGGUCACACUUCAUAGUUUUCUUUUGUCGGGAAUUCGUCGGGUUGCUGGAAUAUAUUGGACGAAUUUAUAUUUAUUUUUAAGCAAUUGAUAUCGGGGACCAGGCUGCCACAAUGGGUUCCCUGUUCCGGAGCGAGGAGAUGGCGCUAUGCCAGCUCUUCCUGCAGAGUGAAGCGGCCUACGCCUGCGUUUCUGAGUUGGGCGAACUGGGAUUGGUCCAGUUCCGAGAUCUCAAUCCUGAUGUGAACGCAUUCCAGAGGAAGUUCGUCAAUGAGGUGCGUCGCUGCGAUGAAAUGGAACGCAAGUUGCGUUACUUGGAGAAGGAGAUCAAGAAGGAUGGCAUUCCCAUGUUGGACACCGGUGAAAGUCCCGAGGCCCCACAGCCCCGUGAGAUGAUUGACUUGGAAGCUACCUUCGAGAAACUGGAGAACGAGCUGAGGGAGGUGAAUCAGAAUGCCGAGGCCCUGAAGCGCAACUUUCUGGAGCUGACAGAGCUGAAGCACAUUCUUCGCAAAACUCAGGUGUUCUUCGACGAGUCGGUGCCCACGGUGUAUAAGUCGAGUGGCGCAUACUCAUCCAGCAAAUAUCGGCGCUAUCUGCAGAUGGCCGACAACCAGAACGAGGACGAGCAGGCGCAGCUGCUGGGCGAGGAGGGUGUCCGGGCCAGCCAGCCGGGACAGAAUUUGAAGCUUGGCUUCGUGGCUGGCGUCAUUCUUAGGGAGCGGCUGCCGGCCUUCGAGCGGAUGCUGUGGCGCGCCUGCAGGGGCAACGUCUUUCUGCGCCAGGCGAUGAUCGAGACGCCGCUGGAGGAUCCCACCAAUGGCGAUCAGGUGCACAAGUCGGUGUUCAUCAUCUUCUUCCAGGGCGACCAGCUGAAGACGCGCGUCAAGAAGAUCUGUGAGGGCUUCCGUGCCACGCUCUAUCCUUGCCCCGAGGCUCCUGCCGACCGCCGCGAGAUGGCAAUGGGUGUAAUGACCCGCAUCGAGGAUCUGAACACCGUGCUCGGCCAGACGCAGGACCAUCGCCAUCGGGUCCUUGUGGCUGCGGCUAAGAACCUGAAGAACUGGUUCGUCAAGGUGCGCAAAAUCAAGGCCAUCUAUCACACGCUGAAUCUCUUCAAUCUGGACGUGACCCAAAAGUGUCUGAUCGCCGAGUGCUGGGUGCCGCUUCUGGACUUCGAAACCAUCCAGCUGGCCUUGCGCCGCGGAACUGAGAGAUCGGGCUCGUCGGUGCCGCCGAUUCUUAACCGGAUGCAGACGUUCGAGAAUCCGCCCACCUACAACCGAACGAACAAGUUCACCAAGGCCUUCCAGGCGCUGAUCGAUGCCUAUGGCGUGGCCAGCUACCGGGAGAUGAAUCCGGCUCCCUACACCAUCAUCACCUUCCCCUUCCUGUUUGCCGUGAUGUUUGGAGAUUUGGGCCAUGGCGCCAUCAUGGCCCUCUUUGGUCUGUGGAUGAUUCGAAAGGAGAAAGGACUGGCGGCUCAGAAAACGGACAACGAGAUCUGGAACAUUUUCUUCGGCGGACGGUACAUCAUAUUCCUCAUGGGCGUCUUCUCCAUGUACACUGGCCUCAUAUACAAUGACAUAUUCUCCAAGUCUCUGAAUAUCUUUGGAUCCCACUGGCACAUGUCGUACAACAAGUCGACGGUGAUGGAUAACAAGUUUCUGCAAUUAAGCCCCAAAGUCGACUACGAGGGAGCUCCGUAUCCGUUUGGCAUGGAUCCCAUUUGGCAAGUGGCUUCGGCCAAUAAGAUCAUCUUCCACAACGCCUAUAAAAUGAAGAUCUCGAUUAUUUUCGGAGUCAUCCACAUGAUCUUCGGCGUGGUGAUGAGCUGGCACAACCACACGUAUUUCCGCAAUAGGAUAUCCCUGAUCUACGAGUUUAUUCCCCAGCUGGUCUUCCUGCUGCUGCUGUUCUUCUACAUGGUAUUGCUAAUGUUCAUCAAGUGGAUUAAGUUCGCGGCCACCAAUGAUAAGCCCUACUCCGAAGCCUGUGCUCCUUCCAUUCUGAUCACCUUUAUUGACAUGGUGUUGUUCAACACGCCCAAGCCACCGCCAGAGAAUUGUGAGACCUACAUGUUCUUUGGCCAACACGUCAUCCAGGUGCUCUUCGUGCUGGUGGCCGUCGGCUGCAUUCCCGUGAUGCUUCUGGCCAAGCCGCUGCUCAUCAUGCAGGCUCGCAAACAAGCUAAUGAAGAGGUUCAGCCCAUUGCCGGGGCCACUUCGGAUGCGGAAACUGGCGGCGUGUCCAAUGGCGGAUCUCAUGGCGGUGGCGGUGGACAUGAGGAGGAAGAAGAGCUUUCGGAGAUCUUCAUUCACCAGAGCAUCCACACCAUCGAGUAUGUGCUGGGUUCAGUUUCUCACACCGCUUCGUAUCUUCGAUUGUGGGCGCUCUCCCUAGCGCACGCCCAGCUAGCUGAGGUGCUAUGGACCAUGGUCCUCUCGAUUGGCCUAAAGCAGGAGGGCCCCGUGGGUGGCAUCGUGUUGACCUGCGUGUUUGCCUUCUGGGCCAUUCUCACAGUUGGCAUUCUGGUGCUCAUGGAGGGCUUGUCCGCCUUCCUGCACACACUGCGUCUUCAUUGGGUUGAGUUCCAGAGCAAGUUUUACAAGGGUCAGGGAUACGCUUUCCAACCCUUCUCGUUCGAUGCCAUCAUAGAAAAUGGAGCAGCCGCCGCUGAGGAGUGAAUGGAGCGAGAUUAGACGAGGGGUUAGGGGAGCUACAACCAAAGCAUGUAGAGAGUCUCAUUGCGUUAUAUGAAAUUAACUAUCCAAUCAAGUGGAAUUUACAAAUUACAGUAACAAAUAAAUAUGUACGCUUUAAUGUUCAAUUGUGAAUUUAUCUAUAUAUAUGUCAUAUAGCCCAUGCAAGAGUUAGAUUGCUAAUAAUAUUAAUGUUCUUUGUAGACGUUCUCGUGUUUAUUAACUAUACUUGUAAAAUCAUAAAUAAAUACCAAAAGCUAUCCCCACUUGGGGUUGGCUAGAAAAA